GUUGUUGUUAUGAGGGCGGUCUGUGUUGUGCCAGUAAACAGUGAAGUGUCGCUCAGUACUUCAUUACAGUCAUUUGUUUCUCUUGAGCAGCAGACAUGUCUGAAAACACGUUCCCGGUGUACAAAGUGGAUGUUAUAGUGCAGUUUUACCGAACUGAGGUUUUGACUGGACAAGAGUCUAAACAUUUCACCAAGAAUGACCUCACUCCGACUCCUAAGCCAGAAUCCGUUCAAAGGCUCUACAUGAGAAUUUUGCAGCUUCUCUUUCGUUUCAGACCUGAGUGCCAUUACACGGUGCCGCUGUCUGAAAACAUUCAGUACCCGAUGCUGUACGAGUCGUUUGCUCCAAUCAUGAGCGUUUACAUGCGCAUGUGCCAGUUUUUACCGGUCUGCCGUGUGUAUGAUUUUUCACUGAGUGAUCUGCUCAACCCCAAGACGAAGCGAACAAUCACUAUACUCAGCGCAAUCCAGAAUUUCCUGCACUUCAGAAAGCAGAGGUUGGAAAUUACUGCAGCCCACCAGCAAAGUUUUCGAGCUGAUAUGGACCGACUCCAGGCAUACACAAGAGAAAUAAAAGAGGCUGAGAAGAAGAUUGAGAAGCUGACUACCAUACCACCAGAGCAGCAAGCAGAAGCUAAAGAGCUGGCGUCCGCCCUGGCAGAGCUGAGCACUAACACACAGCAUGAAUACCAAGAUGUGAGCGCAAUUAAUGAAAAGGUUGCACAGUUCAAGACGGAAAUUGCGGAGCUGUCACAGAAACUGACUCAAAGGAAAGUAGAAGUGGCGACACUGAAGGAUGAAAUAUCAAAGCUCAAGUCUCAGAUCGUGGAGUCGCCUGAAGAGCUGAAAAAUGAAAUGGAAAGAAUGAGAGAGACUGCGAAGAACAUCAAGAUGUCGAAAGAGCUGGCGGAUGAGCGGCUGGUGGAGCUGCAGAUGCUGGUUCAGUGUGCCAGUCAGGUGGAGGCAGAAAUCCAGAUCCUGCUCAAACAGCUGCAGGACUUGCAGAGCAGCAUGAGCAAGACCAAACAGCGAAAAGAGGAGGUUCAGAGUUUAGAAGUCAUGAAUGAAAGCUUGCAGAAAGAGCUGAAAAGCCUGAGCAGUGAAGAAGCCCAGCUGAAGAGGGCGCUCACCAUGAAACUCGACAAGGAGUCCAAACAACAGAUUCGUAGACAGAAGAAAAAAGAGGUGAAAGAUCAGCAAGUCAAAAAUAUUUAUGGACAAUAUGACAAAAUGCACCAGAAACGGCAGGAAAUUGUGAAAAAAAUUGAAGAAUGCAACCGUGAAACAAAACAGUUUAAGGAAAAAAUGCAGGCACUGAGAGAGAAUUGCAAUCAACGGACUCAAAAAGCCCAGGAAAUUUAUGAACGACUCCUCACAACAUUGGAGCAGUAUCACAAGCGGAUCGAAAAGAUUUUGGUGGAGACUAAUGCUGACGCUCUGAAAAUGAAGUCACAUUUCUAGAGUGAUUUGUUUGUACAAUGGUUGUGUCAUUUGUUUCAUUGUGUUUGUGUGUUAUGUAUUGUCCCCUCUCCUUUACAUUCAAAAGAUGAAUGAACAGUUGCAUUUAC
Danio rerio (zebrafish) is the source of this 1567-nucleotide messenger RNA. It is a transcript of the gene nuf2, whose product is annotated as UF2 component of NDC80 kinetochore complex. Gene Ontology annotation, cellular component: nucleus; kinetochore; Ndc80 complex. NCBI's taxonomy places the organism in Eukaryota, Metazoa, Chordata, Actinopteri, Cypriniformes, Danionidae. The record is from RefSeq and is marked provisional.